This is a messenger RNA of Fukomys damarensis (Damara mole-rat), 2355 nucleotides long. RefSeq names its product methylcytosine dioxygenase TET2. Bases 175 to 1278 code for a protein of 367 amino acids. Gene Ontology annotation, molecular function: DNA 5-methylcytosine dioxygenase activity. Gene Ontology annotation, cellular component: nucleus. NCBI's taxonomy places the organism in Eukaryota, Metazoa, Chordata, Mammalia, Rodentia, Bathyergidae. The record is from RefSeq and is a predicted model, not a curated record. Gene Ontology annotation, biological process: positive regulation of transcription by RNA polymerase II; oxidative demethylation; myeloid cell differentiation. The transcript is spliced from 7 exons.
CUAAAUGUGGCACUGGGGGAUAAUCUUUGUGGAUGUAGCCUUUAUAUUUAGUAUCAUUGAGGUCUAAAAUAAUAAUCUUCUAUUAUCUCAACAGAGCAAAUUAUUGAAAAAGAUGAAGGUCCCUUUUAUACCCAUCUAGGAGCAGGUCCUAAUGUGGCAGCUAUUAGAGAAAUCAUGGAAGAAAGGUUUGGACAGAAGGGUAAAGCUAUUAGGAUUGAAAAAGUCGUCUAUACUGGUAAAGAAGGCAAAAGUUCUCAGGGAUGUCCAGUUGCCAAGUGGGUGAUCCGCAGGAGCUCGAAGGAGGAGAAGCUGCUGUGCCUGGUGCGGGAACGCUCGGGCCACACGUGCGAGUCGGCGGUGAUCGUGGUGCUGAUCCUGCUCUGGGAAGGGGUUCCGCUGCCCCUGGCCGACAAGCUCUACUCCGAGCUCAGGAACACACUGUGCAAGAACGGCACCCUCACCAACCGGCGCUGCGCCCUCAACGAGGAGAGAACGUGUGCUUGUCAGGGGCUGGACCCGGAGACCUGUGGCGCCUCCUUCUCUUUCGGCUGUUCGUGGAGCAUGUACUACAAUGGCUGUAAGUUUGCCAGAAGCAAGGUCCCAAGGAAGUUUAAGCUGGCUGGAGAUGACCCAAAAGAGGAAGAGAAAUUGGAGUCUCACUUGCAAAACCUGUCCACUUUUCUCGCACCAAUAUACAAGAAACUUGCCCCUGAUGCUUACAGUCAUCAGGUCGAGUUUGAACAAAGAGCCCUCGACUGCCGGCUGGGGCUGAAGGAAGGCCGCCCGUUCUCAGGGGUCACUGCGUGCUUGGACUUCUGCGCCCAUGCCCACAGGGACCUGCACAACAUGCAAAACGGCAGCACACUGGUGUGCACGCUCACGAGGGAAGACAAUCGAGAAUUCGGGGCAGUGCCCGAGGAUGAGCAGCUGCACGUGCUGCCCCUGUACAAAAUCUCCGACGUGGACGAGUUUGGGAGUGUGGAGGCUCAGGAGGAGAAAAAGCGGAGGGGCGCCAUCCAGGUGCUGAGCUCCUUCCGGCGCAAGGUCAGGAUGCUGGCAGAGCCAGCCAAGACCUGCAGACAGCGGAAGCUGGAGGCCAAGAAAGCGGCCGCGGAGAAGCUGUCCUCGCUGGACAACAGUGCCGUGAAGAUGGAGAAGGAGAAGGCGGCCACCAGGGCGAAGCAGGUGGAGACCGCCAGCCAGGCCAAGCAGUUGACAGGUAAGCGGGGUGUGUGUGUGUGCGCGCGCGUGUGUGCGCACGCUGUGGCGUGCGUGUGACCCUGAACAGUGUCACAUUUGGAAGGUUGUAUCAAUGGAGGUCUUAGCCAUACCAGAACCAGGUUCUGCUCUUGGAGAUAAUGUACCAUCCACCCCAGAUCGACAGAGCAGGCUGGGUUUUAUUCCAUAAUAAGUGAAGGGAAAGUGAUACGGUGAGACCAGUGUUAACCUGGCAGGGCGGGGCAUCCGUGUGGGAGGCACAAGAGCACUGGACAGGGGCAGUAACCAGACGGGCAAGACCUGGAACGUGGGUGGUGGCAGCAAAAAUGUAGCAAGAAUCAUGCAAGUAAACUGUUCCAAAAUACAAAAGUCAAACAGCGGCGAUAAAAUGAUGGGAUGAAGGAGCAAAGCUUAAAGAUGACUCCAAAGGUUUUAAACCUAGACAGCUAUAACAGUUCCAUUUAUCGAUGUAAGUUUGAAAAGGAUCAUUUCCUCAGAUGCACUGAGCCUGUCGUUUAGGAUCUGUUCUCUGAAUACGUCUCAUUGUGGCAAUGCAGCAGUACUGAUCAAAACUAAGCUCAUAUGUUCUUUCUGUACCCCCUGGCCUUAUGUCUACAGUUGGUACUAAAAAAUAGGAAUUUUGGAAAUUAACUACAAAAAUACGUCUCUCAAGUUCAUUGUUCCAGUUUGCUUAGAAGCAGCCACCUCUGCAUGGCAAAGCCACACUUCCCUGCCGCUCCAUUUCCAAGCUCAGUGAAACUGAGUUAUUUAGAAUAAGUCAAAGAUGCUGUUUGUUGAUUGCCUGCCUUCCAUGAAAAAAUCAAGCCCAUUCGAUCACUGCUGGCUCCUUUAGAUUGGCUGAAGUAGAACCCAACAGAACUCUGGUCUGGUCCCUUCCCACUGCUAUUUUCCUGCAGAUAUUUGCCAGUUUGGGUCUCAGAACCACCACUGCAGUCUCACUUAUUCAUUAUUAACUCGGGUGACUUCUUAUGUGUGCAGGUAGGAAACAGAAAUACGACUUUUAAAGUUUUGCUUACCAGGAUGAACGUUUCUUUUAAAGUAUUAUCCACAACUAUGUGAAUUUCCUUCCCGGAAAGCCUUGCCAUGAAGUAGGGUUUGCUAAGUAUAUUUAAUGGC